ACAUUCCAUCCAAUUGCACAAGAUCAAAGCGAUCCAAGCCCAUAAACAUUAGGGUUUGAUCCUUGUGUGGUAUUAUGAUGAUUACCUAGUACCUAGCCUCUGUCGUUUUAUUUUUACCAGUGAUCUUUAUCCAUUAUUAGAAUAAAUAUGGAUAUGAAUUUGAGCAAUACGCUUUUAGCUGGCGAUCCUCGAUUAGUGGACCACAUCGUUGGCCAAGUCAAGUCGCAGGGAAUCUUUGAUCAGUGUCGAAAAGAAUGCAUCGCCGAUGUUGACACGAAGCCUGCCUACCAGAAUUUGCAAAAUCGUGUAGAGGGCUCAGUAAACUCCUUCCUGAGGUCGCAAACAUGGAAGCCGGACUUGAACAAGAACCAGCUUCGGGAAACCUUGCGAAAGCAUAUUCACGAUGCUGCUUUUCUAGAAGUCGGAGUGGAACGGAUAGUUGAUCAAGUAGUAAAUCCAAAAAUUUAUUCCGUCUUCAGGCCUCAAAUCGAAGAUGUCGUUUACAAAUUCUUAGGUUUGGAAAGGCCUAGACAGCGGGAAAAGAAUGGCCCCUGCGCUCUCAAGGAUUUACUGCCCAAAGAUUUGGACCCUAUUUCUCCAGAAUCCGACCGGAACAGCUUGAAAGACGAAUCUCUAGAAUCGAUUGACCUCAACGACCAACAUCUGAAUGGACGUGGAGAGAUGCUUUCAGAGUCUAAAUCACAAUUGGCGAACGUGGAAAUGAAGCACGUAGAUGAUAUCAAGAAAGAAGAGAUAACCAAAAUCGAGAACGUGAAAGUUGAAGAGUUGAAAAGGAUAGAUGAAAUAAAGGUUGAAGUGAUUGAAAGAAUGGAGGAGACUGAAGAGAUAAAGAACGGUCAAGAUUUAGAUGAAAACUCGAUGGAGUUUGAGAAACCGCUUACAAAGACUGCUUCCACAUCGAAUCUGAACAUCUCGUUCAGGUCAGAUGACAAGACUGAGGAGGAGGAAGAGAGUCCCCAAUUCGAGCCAAUUGAUAUAAUGAAUUUAAACGAAUCAAACCUCUCCAACGACUCUCAUCUCUCUGGAAUUUCAGAACUAACAAGUCACAGGUCGCGAAGUCCGGAUUACUCCAAUGAAUUUUCGAGAGACCACUUUGAUCUGAGCAAUCACGAUCAAGAUUCCCAGCUCAGUAAAGUGUCCUCCAACUCUAGAUUAUCAAUCGUCACCGAUUUCGGAUCCUCGAAUCAAGCUUCUUCCCAUUUUCCGAUUGCGAACGAGGACAGCAAGGAUAAAUCGAGGGAUAAUUUCCGAGCCAUCAGGGAUGUUGAGGAAGGGAAGUACAAAGAGAGCAAGUUUAAUUUUGAAAGUAUUAAAAGUAAAGCAAGCUCCCAAGAAAAAGAUUCGAAGAGUCUCAAGAGUUUUUCUUCCAGAGAGAAUUCUCGUGACGAGGCUGAUAGCUUGAGGGAGAAGAGCGAGAGCAAAGACGGGAAGGAUAGAAACGAAUCUUUCAAAUCGAAGAUUCCGAAAAUUAAAAGCGAGUCAAGAGAUUCAAAACGACACAGAGACAGAGAUAGGGACAGGAAGAAGCAAAGCAGUUCUAGCAGCAGUUCGAGGCAUUCAAAAUCGAGUGCGAAUGACAGAGACCAAUCUCGAGAAGGUUCAGAAAAAACGAAACUGAAAGAGGAGAAAACAAAAGAGAAGGAAGAGAAAAAGGUCAAAGACGAGAGGAAGGAAAAGGAAGAUAGAAAGGAAAAGGAUGAGAAGAAAGAUUCAGAGAGGAGAGAUUCAGAGAAGCAAGAAAUGGUACAAGAUAUCUUUAAGGAUCUGAAAGACAUUUACAAAGAAAAAAUCAGAGAGUUGCGAGAAAAGAAAGAGCUGACGGAGAAGGAAAAGUUAAAUAAAGAUUCAAAGACUAAAGAUUCGAAAGAAAAGAGAGAUUCUUCCCGAGACAAGAAGGAUCACAAAAAGGAUCACAGAACCUCGAAAAGUUCUGAUCGUCACGAGAAAAGCUCGCGAAAAUCUAAUGAGUCCAAAGACAAAGACAAGAAACGCGACGAUCAUCGCAGUUCUAAAGACAGCAAAAGCAGAAGUUCCAGGAGUGAGAAGGAAUCACGAGCCAAAAGGGAUGGGAAGAGUGAGAAAUCAGAAAGCAGAAAAGAUUCCAAGAGCGAGAGUCAGUCAAAAGAGAAGAAGCAGAGGGAGGAAAAGAAAAAAUCCAAGGACGAUCACUCCAGUUUGAGAAAGAACUCAAACGACAGAAGAUCCACUGACCGAGAUGGAUCCAAUGGUUCGAAUAGUAAGAGUUCUCAAAAAACUACAUCCACAGAAAAAUCGACCACGACAUUAACUAAGGAAACUAACAAGACAAAUUCUGGUGGCGAUACGUCGGAUGGAAUUGAAGAUUCCCAAGGAAACACUAGUAAAUUGGCAACCACUGAAUUUGAAACUCAAGAUCCGGGAAGUAAUUCAACUUCAGGAGAAGAUAUUCAACUUGUGUGGUCGGAAAACUCUUCGAAAACUGACAAUUCAAAUGCAGAUACAAAUGCAUUGAAUGAGGCUGUCUUGCCCCUGAAAAAACGACCAUUUCCCGAAGAUUCGUCUUCGCCUUCACCUACAUCUUCUACCGAAAAAGUGAAGAAGCCAAAGUUUGCCAAGAAUUUCAACGAGGCCAAGAAGCUUAUGAAGAUCAGAAGACGGAUGGAGAAGCAAAAUCCGGAUCAAGAUGAAGUUAAGGUGAUCAAGUCUGAAGUGCAGAAAUUGAAAGUCGAGGAAUCUGGGAAGGAAAGUCUGUCGAAUUCUCCUCUUCCUGAGGAAGACAUAACCAAAGUUCCAGAUGAAGAGAGGGUCCAGAUAAUCCAAGUUCCGGACGAGGAAUGCGAGGAACCUUACUCUGAGGAAAUUAACAGUUUGACUCUAGAGGAAACCUCGAUGAUAAUUUUAGAAGGUCAAAUUUUGAGAGAAAGUCAUAAGAAGGAGUCAAAAUUAUCGCUAAUGGAGAGAUCCAUUCGUCAAUCUUUGGAUGAAAUGAUGUCAGAUCAAAAAUUAGCUGAGAAUGCCGAACGAAAUAUCGAGAGAGAAUCUUUGACGAAUUUGAGAGAAGAUGCCUCACAAAAAGAAAACGUUUCUUCUGAAAAAGAUGUCGAGACUGUUAAAGAGGAGUGCAUUUUAUCAGAAAAUGACAAAAAGGAUGAUAUAUUUAGUGACAAAAAAUCUUUAGAAGAUGAAGCUGAGGAGAAUUUGAAUCUUGAAAAAUUGGAGAAAGUUGAUGAGAAAUUGAAGGAUAUUCCUGAAGAAGAGAUCGUUGAAUUUCCAAAUCAACAAGGGGCUAAACUCGAAUCUGAAGAAAAGAUACAGCCUAAAAACGAAACUUCCAACGAAACUCUGUCGCCAAAAAUGGAGUUGAGAGUAUCAAUGGGAAUAAAGCAAACUACUGAAGAUUUGAUGAGAAAUCUGCUAAUUGAAAAAUUAGCUUUAAGUGAAAAAUGUUCUCCGGAAAUCAGAAAAGAAUCGAAUAAAAGUCCGAAUAACGAAACAGUUUCUGAAAACAAUUUGGAAGUAAUGAAAGAGGAUUUGUCUAAAAGUAAGGAACAUAUUGAAGAUGAUGAAAAGUAUAAAGAAAAAGAUCAUAGAGCAAUAUCACCAGUGGAAGAAGACUGUUUGUACUUGGAGCCAGAUAAUGAGCGAGCUAAGAGAUUUGCAAGAUUCCUCGAGUCAUUCGAGAAAAAAUUGAAUGUUGAUAAAGAUAUGAAGAGUUUUGGGGAAAAUUCUCACGAAAAAUCUGAGCCGAAAAGUAUGGCGCCGCCGCAAUUGAAACGAAAACUAUCGUCCAGUCCUCUGAGUGAUAUUUUGCUACAAAAUGCUAAUAAUAAUAAUGAUGGCAUCAAGGAAGGAGACACUGAAGCACAUCAUGAGAAAGGGGAACAUGGAUUGAAGCGGAGAAAAUUGGGAAGGCCAAAAAAGCAGAGGCCUAGUCUGAGUAGUUUUAAUCCACCAGGACUCUUAAACGGAGAGAACUUUGUUAUGCCUCUCAGUCCGGAAAGCGAUGUUUCUGCAAGCAGUGAAAAGACAUCUGGACAACCAAUUAAAGAGGAAAAAAGUCGGACGAGGAAUAAUCAGCGGUAUUCGAGCGAUGACCUCUACAAACCACGACCACUUUUUUCGAGUUCAUCUCGCCGCAACAGAAGAUCUAAUCAAGCAUAGCUCAGAAUUUAAGUAUAUAUUUCCAUACAACUUCCAUAUCUCAAAUUUCGAGACCCAGAAUAUUUUUUUAAAAUUGCAACUUCUCAUCUUAUUAUAAAUCGCUCACAUAAUACGUAACUAGUUAUAUUUGUCUUUUUUCUAUACGGCUUCUUACGACGGAAGUGGAGAAUUUAAAUACUCGAAUCUAAAUCAUAAAAGCCAAGUUGGAAAAUUGGAAAGCGAAAAAUCAAAAUUAAAAGGAUGAUGUUAAUAUCCCAAGUCUAUUGAAAUAUUAUUUUGUGAAUUACAAACAAAAAAUACAAUUGAGUAUAUUUUUAUUUUACUUGAAAAAAAAAGUGAAACGAAAUCUCAUAUGAUUGAAAUUACUUACUUAUUCAGUAGUGAACGUUUUCACCGCAAGUUUCGACAAUUUAUGUUUUUAUAUAUAAUGUAAGUUUGAUAUUUGAGAGAAGGAUUUGACUUGAAGAGAGUCAUGUUAAUCUAUUUUUGUUUCAUUUAUGACGUGAUGGUCGUUUUCUAAAAAUCAUUUUAUUUUUAUCGUAAUUAAUGAUGAAUAUAAAAAAUGUGUUUGUAAGCCCAGUGUAUAUACAUAGUACAUACGAGCGUGUACAUAUACCGAGUAUUGUUUAUAAUGUAUAGGUAUACUUAUUGCAACUUGUUAGUAGCCAUUUUGUAUUUUCUUGUUAAAAGGCGAAUCGUUGCUAUUUAUACAAAAUAUAGCAAUGUGAUAAUGUUCUUGAUACAAUUCGUAUUCGUUGAGUUAAAUGCUUCAAAAUAA
This is a messenger RNA of Belonocnema kinseyi, 4939 nucleotides long. Its product is annotated as myb-like protein X. Lineage: Eukaryota; Metazoa; Arthropoda; Insecta; Hymenoptera; Cynipidae. The transcript has 3 exons. Bases 148 to 4161 code for a protein of 1337 amino acids. The record is from RefSeq and is a predicted model, not a curated record.